AUGCUUGUUCACAUCGUUACCGAAGACGUGAAAAUCUGGUUCCAGAACCGCAGGACGAAAUGGAAGAAGAAGGACAAUGUGACCAACGCCGAAGUGGCCGAGAUAAAGCAGCAGAACAAGCCGAGCGUGGAAGAGAAGAAGGCGGAGGAAGGGAAGGAGGACCCGCUGGCUCUGGACAUGUCCAAAAAGAACUGCAACAAGAUCCUGAACGAGAAGCUGAGGAGUACAAAGCAGGGGACGCAGACGUCACCGAAGCCGAGGAAGGUGGAGAAGGGGGUGCUGCUAGAGACGAUAUGUGACGCGAACGACAUAGAGAGCAGGAUAUCGAUAACGAAGAUUACGAACAAGCUGUCCGGGACGGACCUGGCUGGCGAGCCGAAGGUCUCCGUGAAGAGCUUCAGCCCCGACGAAGUGAAAGACUUGAAAUUCGACAGCCUGAGUAGGGAUGUGGAAAUG
Molecule: messenger RNA, 456 nt
Organism: Iphiclides podalirius (scarce swallowtail)
Lineage: Eukaryota; Metazoa; Arthropoda; Insecta; Lepidoptera; Papilionidae
Source: the annotation of a GenBank genome assembly